CGCAUAGUACUACUAAACCUCCUAAAGUUUUUAGUAGUCAGCCAAACUAGACAAAGCAUUUAUUAACAAGAAUGAGUAUGAUCCAUGCAAGCUGCAAAUCUAAAAUCUUGAUCACAAAGUAAUUCCCUCUAAUCACACUAAGAACUCUCCAAAUCAUCCAAUUUCAUCAACCCUUUAGUAGUAGCUUUUUGGUAUAUAAAAUGUACAGCAAAUAAACAUUCAUAUCUCAAUUUUUUAUCAAAUGGCUCACAGAAGAAUCCCAUUUUGUUUUCUUCUUCUUCUUGUUCUGGUUUUCUGUGAAGGGUUUUUGUCCGUGACGGCGAAGAAUGAGUAUGUAUCGGCGGUGGGCGAUUCGGGAAUGAGACGGGACAAUCUCCGGUUGGCGAUCGAGUCGUGGAAUCAGUGCAAUGAGGUUGGAGAAGAACCUCUAACUGGCAGCCCAAGAGCUGCUGAUUGCUUUGACAUAUACCAAGCUUCUCCGCAGCCAGAAGGGGAAUCAUGCUCUUGCAACAAGAUGCCGUACGCAUUAGUCCACAGAGUCACAGAGCGAGACAACAAGUUGAAAAUGGGAGAGCCUCUUCUUGGUCUGCGGCAAAAGGCUCAGUUCAACGUAGAUCUUUACGCGGUGGAUAAGGAGCUUUAUUUGGGUUCUAAAUGCCAAGUUGAAGACACCCCAAAUCCAUGGCACUUUUGGAUGAUCAUGCUCAAGAGCGGCAACAUGGACACUUAUGCAGCCAAAUGCCCCAAAAAUGGUCACAAAGUUGGACCCUUUAAACCCGAAGGAAGCGGUUUUCCUUGCUUCGGACAUGGAUGCAUGAACCAGCCUUCUAUUUAUCAUGACUACACCAAUUUGAAGGUGCCUAAUUUGACUCUAAAGGGAAGGUUUUACGGGUCGUGGGAUAAGGAUGCAGAUUUGAGCAGAGGGAUGGUUGGAAACAUUUCUUACCAUUCUGUCACUUGGGAAAAGAAACUUGGAGAGGGGAGUUGGGUUUUCCAUCAUGUCUUGAGGACUUCAGCAAAGUAUCCUUGGCUGAUGCUUUACUUCAGAUCGGACGCCACCCAUGGACUUUCUGGUGGAUACCAUUACCCUACAAGAGGGAUGUCCAAAAUUAUUCCAGAAUCGCCAAAUUUUAAAGUGAGGUUCAUUUUAAAUGUGAUCAAAGGUGGGGGUCCUAGCAGUCAAUUUUAUCUCAUGGACAUUGGGAGUUGUUGGAAGAACAGUGGGAAGCCUUGUGAUGGCGAUGUGACUUCAGAUGUUACUAGAUACAGUGAAAUGAUCAUAAACCCUAACAUAACUUCAUGGUGCCAACCAAACAACCUCAAUGUGUGCCCGCCUUACCACACAUUCCCUAACGGCACACGGAUUCAUCGCAAUGACACCGCCCGCUUCCCUUAUGCCGCCUACCACUUGUACUGCUCGCCGGGGAAUGCGGAGUAUCUCGAGCCUCCUUUUAGUUUAUGUGAUCCGUAUAGUAAUCCUCAACCUCAGGAGAUAAUGCAGAUCUUGCCACACCCGGUUUGGGGUGAGUACGGAUACCCUACAAAGCAAGGGGAGGGUUGGAUUGGGGAUCCAAGAACAUGGGAGCUCGAUGUUGGGAGGUUGUCACAAUCACUUCAUUUUUACCAGGAUCCAGGAACUCCGCCAGCUAGAAGGCAAUGGAUGUCUAUAGAUUUGGGGACUGAAAUUUUCAAGGAUCCAGAUCAAGUUGCUGAGUGGACUGUCAGCGACUUUGACAUCCUUGUCCCUAAGCAAUGAACGCAUAUUUUUGGAAGCCUGAGCAGACACCAGCUAUAGCUUAAGCUUGAAUCCAACGGACUUUUUCGGCACAUAGGCUACCUUGUCAAAAAAAAAAAAAAAAAAAAAAUUCCAAUCAAUUUUGGAAAUUUCGAAAUCCUCGGACCUCCAGUUUUGAUGUUUAAUUAUUUUUUUGGAAAAAUGCUAAAGGCUGAGGUGAUUAGUAGCUUCAUUUUUUUUUUUUCCAGUAAGGAAAUUAAAAUGAAAUGAGCUCAGUCCAAGUUUGUUGCUCAUGGCAAUCUAAGAAAUGUGAAAUGAAGCAUCCAUGUUUUGCUUGAAAAAUGAACAACUUCCAGUCUAUAACAUGCC
Pyrus x bretschneideri (Chinese white pear) is the source of this 2104-nucleotide messenger RNA. RefSeq lists its product as uncharacterized. NCBI's taxonomy places the organism in Eukaryota, Viridiplantae, Streptophyta, Magnoliopsida, Rosales, Rosaceae. The record is from RefSeq and is a predicted model, not a curated record. The transcript has 4 exons. The coding region runs from base 242 to 1756 and encodes 504 amino acids.